Molecule: messenger RNA, 2468 nt
Organism: Onychostoma macrolepis
Lineage: Eukaryota; Metazoa; Chordata; Actinopteri; Cypriniformes; Cyprinidae
Gene: pelo
Product: pelota mRNA surveillance and ribosome rescue factor
Exons: 13
Coding region: 184-1338 (384 amino acids)
Biological process (GO): ribosome disassembly; nuclear-transcribed mRNA catabolic process, non-stop decay; nuclear-transcribed mRNA catabolic process, no-go decay
Cellular component (GO): cytoplasm
Source: RefSeq, a predicted model, not a curated record
UGACGCAAUCUAUCAGCUAUCUGACGCGAUCAGAAAGCGACAGUUCGAAUCGUCUGAUUCAUUCUAAAGUGGCAGAAUGUGCCACUGCUGAUGCGGAAACGUCGCCAAAAUCGACAAUUAAAUGGAAUAGAACACUCACAAUCAAAUAUGCAUUUUGUUUUUGAAUAGCAAACCUCUUUGACCAUGAAGUUGGUUCAUAAAGACAUCGAGAAGGAUAAUACCGGUCAGGUGACACUAAUACCUGAGGAAGCAGAGGAUAUGUGGCACACCUACAACUUGCUGCAGGUGGGCGACAGCCUAAGAGCCUCAACCAUCAGGAAAGUGCAGACAGAGUCCUCCACAGGCAGUGUGGGCAGUUCACGUGUGCGCACCACACUGACUUUAUGUGUGGAGACGAUAGACUUUGAUUCCCAGGCCUGUCAGCUCAGAGUCAAAGGAACAAACAUCCAGGAGAACCAGUAUGUGAAGAUGGGUGCCUAUCAUACCAUUGAACUGGAGCUCAACAGGAAGUUCACUCUUGCCAAAAAAGUCUGGGACAGCGUGGUGUUGGACAGAAUUGAGCAGGCAUGUGACCCCGCUCAGAAAGCAGAUGUUGCUGCUGUUGUGAUGCAGGAAGGUCUGGCCAAUCUGGUUCUCGUGACUCCAGCCAUGACUUUACUAAGGGCAAAGGUUGAGGUCACCAUCCCCCGCAAGAGGAAAGGCAGUUGUACUCAACAUGACAAGGCAUUGGAGAGAUUUUAUGAGGCUGUCAUGCAGGGCAUUCUUAGACACUUCAGUUUUGAUGUGGUGAAGUGUAUUCUGGUGGCCAGUCCUGGAUUUGUGAAAGAUCAGUUCAUCUCAUACCUGUUUAAAGAGGCUGUGAGGCAAGACUGUAAAAUUCUCCUGGAGAACAGAUCCAAAUUCAUGGUGGUGCACGCUUCAUCUGGACACAAGUAUUCACUCAAAGAAGUCCUGUGUGAUCCAGCAGUCACGGCGCGAUUGUCUGACACCAAGGCAGCUGGAGAAGUUAAGGCUUUGGAGGACUUUUACAAGAUGCUUCAACAGGAGCCUGAUCGAGCUUUCUAUGGAGUGGCUCAUGUGGAAAGAGCGAGUGAAGCUUUAGCCGUUGACAUCCUGCUGAUCAGCGACAAACUAUUUAGACAUCAAGACAUAGCCACUCGCAGCCGAUAUGUUCGGCUCGUAGACAACGUGAAGGAAAAUGGAGGAAAUGUCAGAAUAUUCUCAAGCCUACACGUAUCUGGAGAACAGUUGAAUCAGUUGAGUGGAGUGGCGGCCAUCCUGAGGUUCCCCAUCGCUGACGUGUCUGAAGCUGAGGACAGCAGCUCUGAUGAAGACUAACAUUAUGCUCUCAUGCAAAAGGAUUUGGUAUGAAAGAACGGAAAUUAUUCACAGUUAGGAUUAAAUGGAAUGAGAGACUAUUAUGGCCUUAAUAAAGGAUUUGAAAUCAGUUGAAACAUCACAAAGCACCGGGAUAAUUAUGAUUAUUUGAAAUGAUUAUUAAGCAGAAAAGCAGAGCUCUGAAGAAUGUUAAAAAUUAUUGAAUGUCAUUACUUUAUUAAUCCUCGUGUGCCGUUUUAUAAAAGAUGCAUAAUAAUCCGCAUUGCAAAGUGGGUACUCUGCAGUCAUUGAAACAUUUAUUUGUAAAUAAUUGCAAAUGAAUUUUUAAGGCAUUACAGAGCUGUGGAUGAUUUGCAUAGGUUGGACACAGGUACUUAAACUGCAAUGCAUCCUUGCAACGCACCUUUUUUUUAGAGAAGAGCAUUUGCAAAUGAAAAACAAACCAAACAAAGGAAGAAAAUGUGCAGGUUUCAAUAACAAACACUCCCAACAACCAGGUUUGAAAAUGCCCCUAGUGAAUGUUCAGCAGUUUUUCCUAUAUGCACUACUCAGAACACCCAUUCGUUCCAAUUUUGAAAUUCGUUCUCAGAGGUGUUUGGAGUGUAUUUAGAAAUUGCUAUGCAUAUUUGACCAAUCAUCAGCAUCACAGUUUGUUACACACGGAAGUGGUGGCAAACAUUAGUCACAGGUGCAAAGCAUAAACACUAUGCUAUAAAAUCUAUUUACAAUGUCACAUACAUUUUAGUCUCCAAUAGCAAUACAAAUGCAAGUUACCUAGCCAUGCAGGAGCAGCUUCCAGACAAUAUGUAGCUUAGACUUAAAGUAGCUUCUUUGUUGACGAUGACUUGUGAUUUACAGUGUGUUCAAGUCAUGUCGGAAAGAUUGCUUUUAUGAAUUUAAUGCACAUAAACGGCACCCUGCGUUUUCAAGUUGGGGGCAUGUUGGUGAAAAAAACAUGUUGAAUACAAUAGAUUCACCAUCUAUACUGACUACAGUUAUUUCAUUACAAUAAAAAUAGCAAUGGUGCAUGUAAAACAUUAUUGUACUGUGCAAUUACGAUAGAAUAUAUAUAAGAUUCAACUUGCAGCAUCUUCAUAACUGAACAAAACCAUAAAAAAGCAAAAAUACAC